This is a messenger RNA of Juglans microcarpa x Juglans regia, 2060 nucleotides long. RefSeq lists its product as uncharacterized. NCBI's taxonomy places the organism in Eukaryota, Viridiplantae, Streptophyta, Magnoliopsida, Fagales, Juglandaceae. The record is from RefSeq and is a predicted model, not a curated record. The coding region runs from base 1 to 1860 and encodes 619 amino acids. The transcript is spliced from 7 exons.
AUGCUGGAAAAAGAAAAACCAAGGGCUCUAAUGGGGGAGGAAGGUCUGGGAUACUACGACCUGGCCAGAAAGCUCGAGACCUGCGGGGUGUGGCGCUCAUGGCUCGGCGAUUCCAGUUACGCCGCUUUCGUCCACUCCCUCGCCUCCCCUUCCAAUUGGGAGGCCUUCAUGCAGGUCGACGACUCCAAAUCUAGGGUUCAGAUCCACCUCCAACUCCGGGUGCGGGCUCUCCUCUUCGACAAAGCCAGCGUCUCUCUCUUCCUCCGCUCCAAUCCCUCUUCUUCUUCUUCGUCGCUGGCAUCUUCUUCUCUUGCCGUUUCGAAGCUCAAUCCGACUUAUUUGCAAUUGCACGGCGAUGACGUGUACUUCACGCUGGAGAAUUCUGCACAAGAUGGAGUUCAACAUCGGGAUGGUGGUGUUUUGUCCACUUCUGCGUCAUCCAAGAUUCAAUCAAGGGCAGCUUUUAGUGGCGGAUCAAGAUAUGGGGGACCUGAGAUUGAUAAUGUACCCCAGAGAUUCAGGAAUGGAGAGUUGCCUGAAACAUGGUAUAAUCAGUUCAUUGAGAAGUAUAGAAUUAGCAAACGUUAUAGUUUGUCAUCAGCGGACCAUGACUUAGACAAACGUACACCGGAAGAGAUGUCUGCUUAUUUGAGACUUAUUGAGAGGCAUAAGAAAAGGCGUAUGGCAUUUAAGGAGGAUCACUCCAUGGGCUAUGGGAAUUCCACGUUGGAGAAUCAGUCAAACUUGCAUCCAAAUUCUGUAUUAAAUGGCAAUAGUUUAAUUGAAGAUGAUGCACCUCUUUUCCCAGAGACAAUGUUUACAUUAAACUGUGUACCUGACAGUGCAUUCCCCCACACAGAUAGAGUGGAAGAAAACCAGAAAGUGGAGUUCUAUGGAGUUCUUGAUACCUUGCCUCAAAUUAUGACCAGGAAUCCUAUGAUGAUUGAGAGGCUCGGUAUCAGGCCUGAGUACCUCAGCAUAGAACACGGAGGAAGCUUAUAUCGUGGAAAAAUUGGGUCUGAAGGGAACAGGAAACAUCUUGGUCCAGAGCAAGCGUCACUAAUGUCUCAAAAGGUUAUAGCACGCAUGUUGGCAAGUGUGGGGUUUGGUGGUGCCUCUGAAGUUCCAGUGGAAGUCUUCUCUCAGCUGCUGAGCUGUCAUGUAUGCAAAUUAGGCCGAAUAUUGAAGGUACUUACUGAUAGUUACAGAAAGGAAUGUUCAGCUACUGAACUACUUAAGAUGUUUCUUAAGACAUUGGGAUAUAGUAAUUUGGGGCCUUUAGCUGAGCAUGUGAAGGAUGGCUCCAGGAAUUUUGUUCAACCAACUCAGCAACAACUUCAGGAAAUCCAACCACAAUUGCAGUCACAGCACCAUAAUUCUCUUCUACUUCCCCAGCAAAUGCCUAGACAAAUGCAUCCACAGAUGCAGCAAAUUGUUCAUCCCCAGAAUCUGGCUUUUCAGCAACAACAGCAGCAGCUGGCUGAAAGAAUGAGAAGACGUCAACCUUCCACUCCUCGCCCUGUUAUGGAUAUUGAGAAGGACAGACCAAUGGUGCAAGUUAAGAUUGAAAACCCAACUGAAUUACCAAUGGAUGGUAAUGCCCUGAACUCUAUCAAUGCCAGGCAUACCCAAAUGCAAUUCCGUCCGCAACAAGUUGCUUCAAUGUCGAAUCUCCAUGCACCGGGGAGUCAGUUUAGACAAAUGUCUUCCCUUCAAAUGCCCCAAAUCCAGACACAGAAUAUGGGCAUUGUUAGGGCUCGGCCUGUAAAGGUGGAGGGCUUUCAGGAAUUGAUGGGUGGGGAGGCUACAUCAAAGCAUGAUACGGAGGAAAAUAGGCUCGUGUCCCCCUCAAGUAAAUAACUUUUGCUAGUAUUUGGUCAUUUGUUGUAGACACAGGUGGGGUAGUUUUGCCUUUGGCGCUUUUUUCUGCAAUAGUUUUUGCUGUUUUCGCUGUAGAAGCAGCUUUUCUUUCUGAUAUAAAGCUGACAUAAAUAUGAGUACUUUUGUACAGUUUGUUUACGAGAAUUGACCUUUCUAAAUUAAAAUAUCGUCUUGUUAAA